Podarcis lilfordi (Lilford's wall lizard) is the source of this 14164-nucleotide messenger RNA. The record is from the annotation of a GenBank genome assembly. Lineage: Eukaryota; Metazoa; Chordata; Lepidosauria; Squamata; Lacertidae.
GUCUCCUCCCCGCGCUGCCUCGGUUUCCCUCCUGGGAAGAGUCCGGUGAGUCUCCUCUCUCUCUCUCUCUCUCCCCCCUUGGGGCGCCUGGGGGAGAAGGGGGUCCCAGGGGGGAGGGGGAGACCCCCAAGUCUGGGAGCAGAGGGUCCUGCUGCCCCCUGGAAAUGGGGGAGCCCCUGCCAGAGCCCCAAGGGAAGCCUCUCUGGGCUGCAGGGCCGGGCCUGGGGAAAGAGAGGCUGAGCUGGCUGCCCGGGGCUUGCCAGGCUGCCCUCCAUGAGGCAGUGCAGGGGGGGAAGGAGGGAGGGGGCUCGGGGAGGGGGCAGGGCGGCAAACCUUCCUCUCUCGGACCCCUGGAGGGGUGCCCUGUCCCCGGGGACCAAGGCGCAGGCGGGGGUGGGUGCUGCGCAGGCAAGCGGAGCCAUGGGGUGCUUCCUAGUUUGGGGGCUGCUCACCCCCCUUGCUGGACAAAGACUGGACCCCAUCCCUGAGGGCGUCUCUCGGCUGGCAAGGAAAGACCCCUCUGGAGAGCAGACCAGACCCCGCUCCAUCAAGCCUUCCUGCCUUGCGCGGGGUGGGACUAGAUGACCCUUCUUCUGACCCCUGCAAGACUCUCUCCCUCUCAGAGUCUGGGCCCCCAUGGAGCCUCUCCCCUUCACCCCCCUCCCUGGCUCCAAAACUUCCCUGCUGGUCCCCUCUGGGAUUAGGGGAUUAGGGUUUCCCACAAUACAUUUCCAGAAGCAUCCUCAAGGCAUCAUAGAUCUGUCACAGAAAAGGUGUGGUCUCAGGUAGAACCUGAGCUCCAGGCUUGGCCCCGUCCAUCAAUCUAGUCUUCCAUCACAUUGCAAAGGAAAGCAUGGACAGUUCAAAUACAUCCCUUGGUCUUGUCUGGGCUUGGUCCCACUAUAGAGUGGGUAGGCAUUGUGAUUGAGACGGUUAUCUGUUUGCCACUCUUGGGGCAGGAUCUCACCGGUCAUGACUCCUUGGGAAGGCCCUGUACAUCUCUGGAUUAUGGUGGGCUCACUCACCCCUCCCCUUAUGCCUCACUUCCCUGGGUCCGAAAUGCCAUUGGAACAGAGAAGAUUGAAACAACGAUGUGACUUCUUGUGAAUUCCUAAAGUUUAACAAUAUGUAGCUGCUUUAAAGUGUGGAUCCAAGGGUAUGUGGCAGAAUAGUAAUGGGGAACCCCCGUCUCCCUUGCGGUUAGUCUGGAUAAGCUGUGGGCUCCUUGGGGCAGAGUCCUUGGCACAGAUGGAGGAGGGGGGGGGGAAGGAGAGCCCCUAAGUGCAGGGGCAGAAGCGGGAAAAGUGCAGGAAUGGAGAGGGAGGGGGUCCCUCGGCUUGCAAAAGGUUAAAAGGAGCAGAGCGGGAUUCCUAGAGAGGACAGGAAGUGGAGGGGGGGUGAAGGUCCUCCAUGGCUAAAUCCCCCCUCCCCCUCCCUCCCUCCCUGCCUUCUUCUUCUCUCGCCUUUGCAAAAGCCCCUCCUGGACUCAGGUGAGUCUCCUCUCUCCUCCCCCUGAGGGUGCAAUGGGGAGAAGGGGGUCCCAGGGGGGCAGGGAGGGGGCGUGGGGGUCCCUUUUCAGAUCAUGCCUGGUGGGAGGAGACCCCCAAGUCAGGGAGCAGGGGGUCCUCCCUUGUCCUCUCUGCCAAGCCAGGGAGGGGCCAGUUCGCAGGAGGACUGCAGCUCUGCUCUUCCUUGGGAUCCAGAUGCUGCCUUCCUUUCGGGGGAGGGGGCUUUGGGUCAAGGAAAUAAACCCCCUUCAGAUGGAGGGAAAAGUCACAUUUAAGAACAGAGGCUGCAGCCAGACGGGAACAUUCCCACAUGGGGGGAGCGCAGGGAGAAGAAAAGCCCGUCUGCAUCUUCACAACCGGACCACUUCCUGUGUUCCAAAUGCAACAACACAUGUCUCUCCCCUAUUCAGGCUAAGCAAGUAGGUGAACUAAUGUGAAAGCAAAUUUCAGGUGUAUCCUCAGGAAAUGCUAAAGCAAGGAUAGAAGACUCCUCCCAAUAUUCUGGGACAAAUGAGGAGGGAUUAUCCGUCAGCGGGUGGCUUGUGCUACUAACAGAGGAUGUGGAAAACAUUUUUCUGACUGUAAUAAAAUUCUUAUCAUCCUGACAGAUCCUUGUAAAACCUUCUGGGGGGAAAUCUAACAGAGGGUCUUUAGGUUUUGAUAAGCAAGAAAUGGAAAUUGGUGCGAUCUCAAAAGAGGCUAGUUCUCUCAAGCUACCCUCAGCCUUUGGGAAUCUUGUCACAAGCGUAAAGCUCCCCUCUGGAGUUUAUACAGGGUCUACAUGCCUGGUGUUCUUAAGAACACAACAGAUUUAGCACAUGCGCAGGAUCUAUACUUUGACGGCUUCCAUGCCACUGUGGGGGCCACAUUUUGAGACUGGAGACUUGCAAAGAUGGUGUAUUAGCACAGGGAAUAUUGAAGGGGGAGGGCUGCGUUUCAAAAAUGUGGCAUCGCCAGCUCCUCUGCUUCCACAUACAGAUUUGGUCCCCAUGCAACCCCAGACAGAGGCAAAUAUGGCCACAACAUCUGCCUGGCUUGCGAUGAGGGAGCUCAAAGAGCGUCAGCAGGGCUCUCUAUACAAAGCACCUAGCAUGGGGGCACCUACAGGUAAUGGCUACUCAUCUAUUUUCUGCCCAUGCUCUGGGGUUGCAGUUUUCAGGCUUGGGGACAGGAAGGUGACUGGGUUUGGCACCAAGUUGUGUCCCCACUGAGUUCAAGGGUUCCACCUUGAGGUCACUACUGGACAGACCUUGCCAGCCUUACGAAGUGGGGUGAUUAGCAAACAGGGGAAAUUGAAACCACUGGAGAGGUUUCGAAAUGAGGCUUCUGAUGAGAAGGGGCCGCCCCAUUUGUGCUUCUCCAGGGGCAGGAGAAUAUCUAGGGCAGGAGAAUCCCUGCAGGGCCUCUGAGGCUCCCUUUGAUUCUUCCUCUCUCCCAGGACCCUGCAGCUUCUUUUGGCUCCUUGACUCUUCAGGAAGGAUGAGUGAGACGGAUCCUGUCAAGCUAGAGGAGAUGGAAGAGGGAAGAUGGAUGGAUGACCUGGUCAGGUUGUCUCCUGCAUCCCUCCCCACAACCUCUGAGCACUCCCUCCCAGGGACCUCCGAGAGAUCUGGUGAGUUCCAGGGGAGGGAAGAUGGGGACGUGGAUGGAUGGAGCUGGGGAGGAAUUGGGGCUUGCUCAGCUAGGGGGUGGGGGGAGGCAGGCAGGCAGAUGGAGAUGGAGAAGGGCAGCACCUUUUCGGGCUCCCCCACCUGCCUGCCUGCCUGCCUGCCUGCCUGCUCCUUUGUCAUCUGCAGGCAAUUUGAGCUAGGAAUAGAUCACAGCUCCCCGGCCACCGUGAUGAAUUGGCAGCUCAAAAUGUCUAAAACCAGUUCUGUGAUCUGAAUGCCUUACCAAUGUCAGACACUGAUCCGUCGCGCAGCACUAGAACCCACGACUCUUUUUUAAAAAGAUUAGUUUUCACAUAUUGCAUUACAAUAGAGAUGUACCAAAGCCAACACCAUUUCCUCCCCAUCCCCCCAUACAUUUACAUUUCAAUUUCCUCAAUCCAUCAUAUUAUCCUUUUCUCCCUCCUCCCACUUCCCUCCGCCCCCACUCGAUUUCCUCCAUAUUAUACAAUUUACAAUAAUCUUUGAAUUCCACAACCUUAUCAAAUCACCUAUAUAUUCUUAUUAUCUUUCCUUACUAAUUUUUCUUCCAUCCAGUACUUCACAUUUUAAUCUAGGCAUAUUAGCGUCUCUUUUUUUGAGCAAUAUUUUGCCGUAUAUUCAUCAAAACAUUUCCACUCCUUUUUAAAUUUUUGUUCGACUGAUUUCUUCUUAUAGCAGUUAAUUUUGCCCAAAUUAAAUAUUCAUUUAGUUUACAAAUCCAUUCCUCCUUUGUGGGUAUAGUUUGUGACUUCCUCCAAGCAGCAAUCACUAUUCUAGCAGCUGCACUUGUGGAAUGUAAUGGCGUCCGCCACACUUUCCUGUGCCCACUCUCCGUGCCAACUGUGAGCCUGAAGCUGUCUUCUUGGCUCCAAGCCGAGUUUUGCAGCAGCGGAAGUGCCUUGGGUGGGUGAUAAAUCCAAGGCUGUAUGCAGGCUUCUUGCUCAUCUAAGAAGCCUUUAAUCAUUGUACAGAAAAACAUCAUAAAUCAACCUGGAGAUCGAGCGGACAUCUCCUCGGCUCGACAGCUAAAAAUGAAAGCAACUCCCACACAAAGAAAGAUUCCCGUAUGUGAACAAAACCACACCUCAGAAUGUCACACAGAACUGUUUAACCCUGUAAGUUCUGAUUCUCCUCAUAGUACUUGCAUAUAGAAAAAUUCUUCCCCCACCCCGUGGUAUCUCUUCAUCUAUCAGUCCAAGGAGAUAUGUCUCUGGUUUCUUUGUUAUUGAUAUUUUCCCCAUCUUCUUUAGUUCUUCGUGUACUACUAUCUCAAAUUUCUUAAUUUCCUCACACCUCCACCACAUAUGUAUUGUUGUUCGUAUUUCUCCACCACAUCUCCAACAGAGGUUGGAUUUUAUUUUGUAUAUCUUUGCCAGCUUAACUGGCAUUAAGUACCACCUAUAGAACAUCUUUACAAAAUUUUCUUUGAUUUUAUAUGAGGCAGUAAAUCGUAUAUCCUCUCGCCAGAGUUUCUCCCAUUGCUCUAGAUAGAUAGUAUGUCCGAGAUCCUGAGACCAUUUAAUCAUCGUUUCUUUCACUUCUUCCUCCAUCAGUUCCCAGUCCAAUAAAAGAUUAUAUGUUUUGGAUAACAAUUUCUCGUUCUUCUGUAUCACUGUAAAGUUAAAUUUCGAAUCUUCUUUUGCAAAUCCUUUCUUUUAAUCCGAGUUGAGAAUACUUCUAAGUUGUACAUACUACCAUCUGUCAACUUCAUAUUGCCAUAUGUCUUCAUAGGAUUUAAUCUCAGUUUCCCCUGUUCCUCUUCCAAGAAUUGUCUAUUUGUUGGCCAAUUUGUCCUCAUAUUCCAUUUUUUGAUAGCAUAUGCCUCCAGCGGUGAUAUCCACCAAGGUGUCUGUGGUUCCAGAUGUGAUCUAUAUUUGUUCCAAACUUUAUAUAAUGCAGCUCUUAAUGUAUGACUUGUAAAUUCUUUAUUGCCUUUUACUUUUAAGAUAUGCAUGCCAUCUGUAUCUAUUAUUAAAACUUUCAAGAUCCAAUAUAUUCGUUUUUUCCAAUCUAAUCCAAUCUCUUACCCAAAUUAAACAUUCCGCUUCAUAAUAUAAUUUUAAAUUUGGCAAUGCUAAUCCUCGCCUUUCCUUUCUUUCUGUCAAUAAUUUAUACUUUAUCCGCGGGUUUUCUCCUUGCCAUAUAAAUCUCGUUAUAUCUUUCCUCCAUUCUUCAAAGCAAUUCUCUUUAUUUAUAAUUGGUAUUGUUUGGAACAAAUAUAGCAUUUUUGGCAGGACAUUCAUUUUAAUUAUGAAGACUUUAAUCUACUCCAGGUUUCAAAAGCUUUACUUAUUCCUUUCCAAACAUUCUCAUAAUUAUUUUUGUACAGAUAGAUAUUCUUCAUAGUUAGAUCUAUACCCAAGUAUAUUGUUUUUUCCAUAUUCAUUUUAAAGCCAGACACCUUGCCAAAAUCAUAUAUUAUCUUUAUUGCUUUAGUGAUACUUGCUUCUGGUUCUUCUGUUGUUAACAAAAUAUCAUCCGCAAAGGCCCUGAUCUUAUAAACCUCUUUUCCCAAUGUUAUUCCUAUGAUCUCUUUGUCUUUCCUUACAACAAUAUUUCUAACUUCAAUCUAAAAAAUAAAGGUGAGAGAGGACAUCCUUGUCUGGUGCCCUUCUCCACUGGAAAGCGUUCUGUCUUGACACUAUUAAUUAUCAGACUAGCCUCCUGCUUCUCAUAAAUCACAUUUAUACCUCUGCAAUAUUUUUCACCCAGAGCUUCAGAGUUUUUAGGGAAGUUGAAGUAACUUCUGUCAGGUUUGUUGUUUUUGCUUCUGUUUGCAUUUGAUUGACCAAAGAGAUGACUGACCUUGGAGAUGGAGUGGAUUCCAGGAUUGAGCCAAACAAAAUCUAUCCCAGAUAAAAGCCAAGCAAUAUCUCAGUUAAUACCAGCCAACUAAGGAAGUGAAAAAUAUAGUAAGGCCUCACAUAUAACUGUUACGAUAUUGAAGCAAUGCAGCCGCGAGCUGCUAGCUGCUAGCUUGAAAACAGCACAUGAUGGAAUGUUAGGACUGUUCCAUGGGAAACAGAGGGACAGUCAUUUCACAGGGCAAUGCACUGGAAUUAGCUCAGAGUGUAAUAUGAGCUCUUCCUUUUGCUCUUGUACAGAAAGUACAGGUUUUGUUUCACUCUCGACUGCAGGAGUAUGAAGAGAGCAGUCAUGUUUUCUGUAACGCUGCAAAGACAGAAAUAAAGGCGAUGUAAAUACGUUUCUGUCUAUCUCUUUCCCCUGCCGGGGGGGCAGGAAAGAGGGGUGUGUUCUUCUCACGCUGAGAAGGAUCGCCUAUCGCGACCUCUGCCUGGAUCCUGCCGGGAAAGCAGACAGGGAGGUCAACAGGAGACCAAGCCGGGUGCCUGGGAGAGUUGCCAGUUUUCUCCUGAUAAAGGCUUGAUUUCCGACAUCUGGUAGCAGAGGAUGGUUUUGAUCCAUGAAAGCAACAAGAGAGGUUGAUGGAUCGUACUUCAUCCUCUGCAAGGAGAUAAAGAAAGAAUGUGGUAGCGGGCAGAUGGAAGCUACAAGGACGGCUGAGCACCGGAGGAGGUGUUUUUGCUGAGCAACGGAUUCCCUCAAGGUAUGGUGAUUUUAUGGCUGUGAGAGUGAAUGCGAAUUGAAGCAUUCUUCGGUUCACUGAGUGUCUGCUUUUGGAUGAAAAUGAAACCAGCACUGAGAGAGAGCCACAUUCCUCGCAUUCCUGAUUCUUGAUAAGGCUAGUCCAGUUGCUAAGCAACAAAACGUCAGUAAAGUGGAAAGUUACUAGCCAACAGAGAAGGGGCUGGGACUGUAAAAGGCUAGAAAAACACUGGUAAAAAUUCCAGCGUUUGUUUUGUCUGCUAUCUCACUGCUCUUGGAGGGACUUUCAAAACAGCCUGCGUUUAGCUGCCAAGUGCAACGCAGUGAAAAGCCAAUAGACUCUUGGAUUUUACAAGCUCACAGCAGAUAGCUGAGGCUUGAGAUUGAGAUGGCUUUGUUCUCUCAGAAGCUCUGAAAAGCUUGUGAAGCUGGAGUGAGAAGCAAGAGCCAAAAGUUGACUACCCCAGAAGGGGAGAGCCAAGAUGGCGCUGGCCAAGUUCCUGAAAGCUCAUCGAAAGCUGAGGAGAGCUUUGACCCCAAAAGGGGGAGUGAAGGAACUGUUGCUGUUCCUGUACUUGCUGCAAUGGAUGUUGCUGACAGGGGGAGAGAGGCUCGGAGUUCUAGCACCCCCACUGCCAUUGCAAGGAAAGAGAAAGCUGAAGCUCUGAAUGUUGUUUGUUGUCGCAAUUCUGGCCAACCUGGGCAACUUCAGCGGAGCUGUAAGAGGCCACAUCAGCAGAAAGGAGCUAGGGGAAGCUCUGCAAAGCCUGAGGCAUCAGGCAAAAGUCGUACCAAGUCCCAGGUGAAACCUGCAAAAGCAUUGCUGUCAACAAAAGCCGAAUUUUCAACGGAGAACGCUUUUGUUCUUGACACGGGAUGCACACAACACAUGACGUCGCGCCCAGAACUGUUUUCAACGUUUAAGAAGCAAAGCUUCACUGUGAAACAGGCCAAUGGCCAGGAGCUGAAAGCGACCGGGUUUGGAACUGUGUAUCUUGAGAGUCUGAACUUGACUAUUAACAAUGUGUAUUUGGUUCCUGAUUUAAAGUUCAAUCUGCUGAGUGUUUCGCAGAUCACAAAGAAAGGACUGACUUUGUCCUAUGAUAGAGAAAGCUGCAAAAUCUUCAAAGAUGGAGAGCUGUAUCUUUCUGCCAGAGAGAUAGAUGGACUGUAUUUGUUGACUUUUGAUCAAAGUGAUUGCAUAAAUUGUAAUGCAUCUGAAUCUAACAUGAUUUCUCUUGCAGGUAUGACGAAGGACGUCAAGAAGGUGACCAAGGUUAACAGGGCAUUUCAGCGAGUGUAUGCUGAUGUGAUUGGUCCUCUAGCACCAUCUAGAGGCAAUGCAAGAUAUUAUCUUGUGUGUGUGGAUUAUUUCUCUCAUUAUGUGUGGGUAAAUAUAUUGCAGAAACCACAAGAAGCCUUAGAAAGGUUUAAAGAGUUUUGUGACAAGGUUAAGAAUGUUCAUGAUGCUAACAUUGAUUGUCUUUUCACAGAUGAAAAGCCAGUUUUUCUUUUGCAGGAUUUUCAGGAUUUCCUGGAUAAGAAAGGGAUAAGGCACAAAACUGCUGUUUCAGCAGAUGCAUGGAACAAAAGUGUCUGUGUGCAAGUGAACAAAGAAUUGCAAAAUGGCAUGAAGGCACAAUUGCUGAGUUCACAUUUGCCACAUGAGUAUUGGGCGGAAUCAUUAUUGUGUUAUUGUUACUCUUGGUUGAGAAAGGUUUCAAAAGGUUUAGGAAGUUCUCCUUUUGAAAAGCUAUUCCACAUAAAACCUUCUGUUGCCCAUUUUAAGGUUUUUGGGUCUCAUGUGAAAUCUGAUGCUCCAGGUGGAGUAAAGAAUGCUAGAGGCAUUUUUGUGGGUUAUGAAAAGGGUCUCUACAGAGUAAUUUUGUCUGAAUCUGGCCAGGUGAUUCUCACAAAAUUUCUAGAGAGUGCUCCUGAACAGGAGAGAGUAAUUGUUCACACAUUUCCCACUGAGGACAAUUCAGAUGAUGAUGAUGAUUUUACUGAUUACAGUGGUACUGAGAGUGACAGUGAUAGCUCAAAGAGCUCAGUUGACACAGUCAUUGAGAGGAAAUCUCACACAAUUGAAAGACCUUCACAGGUGAAGGAUGAACCACUGUUUACUAUUGGAACUGGUUCUCCAAAGAGUCUUGAAACUGAACCAGUGAGCAGAGAGGAUCAACACCUCAUACGCAGGUCCGAGAGAGUUACAAAGGGUGUACCACCCAAGAGGUAUUCAAAAGAGUUUGCUAACUCUGCUGUAGCAUGUGUUACUAUUGUUGACAACAAGACAGGUUGAAGCUGUGUCUAAGUCAGAGACAAAGACACAACAGAGAGUUGCUAAGCGUAACACUACAUUCCCUAGCCAAGGUAAUGCAGAUUCACUCAUUCCUUGGAAGUCAGACAACCAGAGAGGUACACUGGGGAAACCAGUGGCGGGUAGUUCCAAGGGGGGAACUGAAACAACAGGGGAGUAUUAUAUUUAUAACAACUGUUUUCUUCUCUGGAUCAAGCUUUGCUCGCAGCACACAUUGAUUCAUAUGGGGGAGUAUGUUACAAUAUUGAAGCAAUGCAGCCGCGAGCUGCUAGCUUGAAAACAGCACAUGAUGGAAUGUUGGGACUGUUCCGUGGGAAACAGAGGGACAGUCAUUUCACAGGGCAAUGCACUGGAAUUAGCUCAGAGUGUAAUAUGAGCUCUUCCUUUUGCUCUUGUACAGAAAGUACAGGUUUUGUUUCACUCUCGACUGCAGGAGUAUGAAGAGAGCAGUCAUGUUUUCUGUAACGCUGCAAAGACAGAAAUAAAGGCGAUGUAAAUACGUUUCUGUCUAUCUCUUUCCCCUGCCGGGGGGGCAGGAAAGAGGGUGGUUGUUCUUCUCACGCUGAGAAGGAUCGCCUAUCGCGACCUCUGCCUGGAUCCUGCCGGGAAAGCAGACAGGGAGGUCAACAGGAGACCAAGCCGGGUGCCUGGGAGAGUUGCCAGUUUUCUCCUGAUAAAGGCUUGAUUUCCGACAAUAACUCCCUUCAGUUCUUCCUCUAUCAAAAGCAUUCAUUAACUGUGUUCAAUAAUACGGAGCUCCAUUUCUUUUUGAGGAGCUAAUUAGUUUUUCUUUUCAUUGCAGAAGGUGCUAAAUUGGAAGGGAAGAACAAGGGGGAGCACAACAGAAUCCACAUAGCGGAGAAGUCAUAUAAAUAUUCAGAGUGUGGAGAGAAAAUUGGUCAGAGCUCCCAUUCCACCUCCCAUCAAAGAAAGAGCUUCGUUCGAAGGAAUAGCCUCACUUCACACGAAAUAACACAGAGUAGGGAGAAAUCGUAUCAGUGCUUGGAAUGUGGAAAGAGUUUAAGUAACCGCCGGAAGCUCACUUUGCAUCAAAGAAUUCAUACCGGGGAGAAACCCUAUCAGUGCUUGGAAUGUGGAAAGAGCUUCAGAAAGAGCUUCCAUCUCACUUCCCAUCAAAGAAUUCAUACAGGGGAGAAACCCUAUCAGUGCCUGGAAUGUGGAAAGAGCUUCAGUCGGAAUAACAAUCUUGCUUCCCAUCAAAGAAUUCAUACAGGGGAGAAACCCUAUCAGUGCUUUGAAUGUGGAAAGAGCUUUCGUCAGAGUGGUGAACUCAUUUCCCAUCAAAGAAUUCAUACAGGGGAGAAACCCUAUCAGUGCUUGGAAUGUGGAAAGAGCUUCAGAAAGAGCUUCCAUCUCACUUCCCAUCAAAGAAUUCAUACAGGGGAGAAACCCUAUCAGUGCUUGGAAUGUGGAAAGAGCUUCAUUCAGAAGCAUAAUCUCACUUCCCAUCACAGAAUUCAUACUGGGGAGAAACCCUAUCAGUGCUUGGAAUGUGGAAAGAGCUUCAGUCAAAGGAUCCAUCUCACUUUCCAUCACAGAAUUCAUACAGGGGAGAAACCCUAUCAGUGCUUGGAAUGUGGAAAGAGCUUCAUUCAGAAGCAUAAUCUCACUUCCCAUCACAGAAUUCAUACAGGGGAGAAACCCUAUCAGUGCUUGGAAUGUGGAAAGAGCUUUCGUCAGAGUGGUGAACUCACUUCCCAUCAAAGAAUUCAUACAGGGGAGAAACCCUAUCAGUGCUUGGAAUGUGGGAAGAGCUUCAGUCAAAGGACCCCUCUCACUUCCCAUCAAAGAAUUCAUACAGGGGAGAAACCCUAUCAAUGCUUUGAAUGUGGAAAGAGCUUUCGUCAGAGUGGUGAACUCACUUCCCAUCAAAGAAUUCAUACAGGGGAGAAACCCUAUCAGUGCUUGGAAUGUGGAAAGAGCUUUCGUCAGAGUGGUGAACUCACUUCCCAUCAAAGAAUUCAUACAGGGGAGAAACCCUAUUAGUGCUUGGAAUGUGGAAAGAGCUUUCGUCAGAGUGGUGAACUCACUUCCCAUCACAGAAUUCAUACUGGGGAGAAACCCUAUCAGUGCUUUGAAUGUGGGAAGAGCUUCAGUCAAAGGACCCAUCUCACUUUCCAUCACAGAAUUCAUACAGGGGAGAAACCUUUUCAUUGCCAUGAGUGUGGAAAGAGCUUUCGUCACACAUUUCAGUCUCACUUCCCAUCAAAGAACUCAUACUGGUCAGAAACUAUAAGUGCUUUAAAUGUGGGAAGAGCUUCAGUUAAAGCUGUGGGAAUGUUCAGGGAUGCAGGAGAGGAUAUAUUGUUUGAUUAUAUCCUUCCCAACUUGUGUUAACAAGUUCUACAAUUUAGCAGAGUAACAUUCCCCUUUUUAAACUUGCACAGCGGAUGCGUUUGCUCAGGCUCGUUAAAGACUCUAAAAUACGUUUCGUUGGCAAUAUUCCCCUUUAUUACCUCAUAAAAAGAUAGACAUGACACAGUCUUCUAUAAAAGUAUAAAAAGAGUUUACUCACUUACAUUCUGUUCACAAAUGGAUCCCAGAAGGCAGACUUAAGUUAGAGAAGUAAUAUACCUAGAAACUAUCCCAUAAGGAGACAGUCCUUUUGUCCUCUCUUGGCUGGAAGCAGAGAGAGCAUCUUAGGCUAAGCAGAUGUUGCUUCUUCAACGAAUGUGGUCAGAGAGAGAGAGAUGGCUGACCACUCUGUCAGAGGGGGAUUUUUCACUGGUGUCAGAUGACAGAAGACUGUGACUCCAUGAGACUGGUUUAAAACCAAAUUAAAUAAGGACUAUUUCAAAACAACAAACAGCAAAGCUUGUGGGUGUUUUUCCUGCAGGCAGAGUACAAACUGCAGCUUUUCUCCUUUUGUAGCCAUGGCCAGCUGCAACCAAUUAGCCCAGAGCUCACAAAAACUGUUCUUAAAGGUACAAACAUGUUUCUGUGCCGAAUGAUUCUUUCCCAACACACUCCUGCUUUUCUGUUGCCUGGGCAGGUGAGGUCACGCCCACCUCUAGUCACAUGCAGAGGAAGACUGUCCCAGCCUAGGAGAAACAGGAAGUUCCGACUGGCUGGUCCAGACAUCCCCUUUUAUGUAUGUUAUGAUGCUUUACUGAGAAAUGAUUUGAUUGUAAAUAAAGCUCAGAAGACCCUAAAGGACUAUUUUGAGUUGAACCUGAAUCCCGGAAUUGAAGCAAGGGUCGUAUGGGAUGCAAGUAAAGCUGUAAUGUGAGGUUUUCUGAUUCAACAGAAUUCGAUCAGAAAGAAAGCACAGAAUGAGUAAAAUGAAAAAAUUCUGUCUCAAUUGAAGGAGAAAGAGAAAAAACUGAGAUGUAACCCCCAAAAACCAACAGAUUCAAAAGGAAAUUAAAGCGUUAUAAUUUCAGUAUUCACAAAUAGUAAACUAAGAAAUUGAAUGGAAAAUUAAAUUGAUGAAACAAAAGACUUGAAUCGGCAAAUAAAUGUGGAAAAUUAUUGGCUUGGCAAUAAUAAAAGAGACAGAAGGAGAGUACAAUAAUCAGUAUUAUGGAGAAUGGCAAGAAUAUUGAGAACCCAGCAGAGAUUAGAAUAUGCUUUCAAAAGUACUACAAGCAGCUUUACAAAAAAGAAAAAGAAGAAAAUGAAAAAAUGGAAGAGUUUUUGGACAAAAAUGGAUUGCAUAAAAUUCCAGCGGACAAAAAGAACCUACUAAAUGAACUGAUUACAAUACAAGAAGUUGAAGUGGCAAUUGACCAAAUGAAAAUAGGCAAAGCAACGGGACCUGAUGGUUUAACAUCCAAAUAUUAUAUGUAGUGAUCAGGUGGGAUUGCUAUCAAGAAUCAUAUCAAAAUAGUUGAUCACUACAAUUAUAAAAUAUUUAAAGAUUGGCUGAUACAACCAUUGAUGGAUGUUUGUAACAGGAUUUUACAGGGGGACAAAGCGCCCGAGUCCUGGAAAGAGGCAUUCAUCACUCUGAAGCCCAAACCAGAUACUUGAGCUCUAAGUAAAGAAUUACUGACUAAUUUCUUUAAUGAAUGUCGAUUAUAAAAUAUUUGCAAACAUUUUGGCUACAAGAUUGAAGAAGGUUUUGAAUAAGCACAUACAUAAAGAUCAAUCAGGUUUUUAACCUGAGAGGCAUAUGAAAGAUAAUACAGUGGUACCUCAGGUUACAUACGCUUCAGGUUACAGACUCCCCUAACCCAGAAAUAGUACCUUGGGUUAAGAACUUUGCUUCAGGAUGAGAACAGAAAUCGCAUGGCUGCAGCAGGAGACCCCAUUAGCUAAAGUGGUGCUUCAGGUUAAGAACGGACCUCUGGAACGAAUUAACUACUUAACCCGAGGUACCACUAUAUUAGGAACAUAGUGCAUGUGCUGGAAAGAUUAGAGGUAAAAAAGAAUACUAAAGCAAUGUUAACGUUUAUUGAUGCAGAGAAAGCCUUUGAUAAUGUUUAUUGGAGUUUUAUGAAACAGAAUUUAUGUUAUAUGGGGGUCGGUCAAAACUUUCUAAAUGGUAUUAACGCAAUUUACUUUGAGCAGAAAGCAAAAAUUAUAAUUAACAAUGUGGUCUCCGAAGAAAUUAGGAUUGAGAAGGGAACCAGGAACCAGGAAAGGGUGCCCACUCCCCCCCCCCCCGCUUUCUAUUUCUGUCCUAGAGGUGCUGCUGAAUAUUAUAAGGAAAGAUGAGGAAGUUAAGGCAUAGUAGUGGGAACUAAACAAUAUUAGUUAAAAGCGUUUGCUGAUGAUUUGGUAUUGACUUUACAGGACGCUGAGAUCAGUGCAAUCAAAGCACUGUCUCGUUUUUUGACAGAAUUACAAGCCUGGUAGAUGAAGGGAACACAGUGGAUGUAGCCUACCUUGAUUUCAGCAAGGCAUUUGACAAGGUGCCCCAUGAUAUUCUUGUAAAGAAGCUGGUAAAAUGCGGUCUUGACUAUGCUACCACUCAGUGGAUUUGUAACUGGCUGACUGACCGAACCCAAAGCGUGCUCAUCAAUGGUUCCUCUUCAUCCUGGAGAAGAGUGACUAGUGGGGUGCCACAGGGUUCUGUCUUGGGCCCGGUCUUAUUCAACAUCUUUAUCAACGACUUGGAUGAUGGACUCAAGGGCAUCCUGAUCAAAUUUGCAGAUGAC